ACUUUUCAACCUUUUUUGGUUGGAACAAUGAAUUAUUGAACCCGACGACAAUCGCAUUGAAAACCAGAGAAAGAGAAGGGUAGAAGGAACUGAGGAUCUGGAGGACAUACAUAACCGAUGCGCACAACGAAACGAUAAGGAAUUGGCCUCAAUGUCUUGCAAACUGACGCCCCGGGGCGCUGUCGUCCUUCGGAAUAUCACCUUGCGAACGCGGCAACCAACUACACCCCUCCUACGAUCCCAUCCAGAACGCCGACCAGUACGGCAAAUAGAUCCUUCCUUAAUAGCAAGGAGAGGGCUUGCAGACGAUUUACAUUCGAGAGGGCCACCGCCAGAAGACCAGUCUGGGCCCCCACCACCACCACCACCCUCAACACCCGCCGAGUACGUGCCCAAGCCGCCAGAGCUCUUCGCCCCCAACUACCUCAAUGCCGAAGCGCUCGCCGCUCUAGAGAAAGCCGCGGCUGGCGAGGAUAUUGAUGGCGAGGGCGAAGAAGGUCUGUUGUUCGGCAUGCCCGAGCGCGUUGGGAAGAACCAACAGCUGCAGGACCGUUACCACCCCGUAGUGGACCAGGUCACCAAGCUGCUUAUGAAGGAUGGCAAGCUCGGGAGAGCGCAAAGGCACAUGAGCCUCAUCCUGAACUACCUCCGCACCAACCCCGCCCCCAAAGUCUCCCCCCUCCGCCCCCUCCUCCCCGGCUCCCCCAGCCCAGAACAACUCCCCCUCAACCCCCUCCUCUACCUAACCCUCGCCAUCGACUCCGUCGCCCCCCUCAUCCGCAUCCGUGCGCUGAAAGGUGCCGCAGGCGGUGGGCGCGCCCUCGAGGUCCCGGAACCCAUGCCGGCCCGCGCCCGCCGCCGCAUCGCCGUCAUGUGGAUCAUCGACGCCGUGUGCAAGAAGCGCAGCAUGGGGUCCGGACGCAACCAGUUCGCGACGCGCUUCGCGCAGGAGAUUGUUUCGGUCAUCGAGGGCCGCUCGGGUAUCUGGGACAAGCGCGCGCAGGUGCAUAAGACGGGCACCGCGGCGCGUGCGAAUUUGACCCAUUUUGCGGUGGUGGGGAAGAAGAAGAGGUAGAGGUGAGGAUAGGACCUGGGGUCUGGUAUCAGGUAUUGGCGGAGAGGGGGUUUGCCUAGAACACUCACUAGGUCCCUACUGAACCUGGAUAGGCCUAGGUUAGGUACAUAGAUAGGAUUGACGAAAAAGGGGUCAAUAACCUUAACUAUCAGAUGUGAAUAGUAUAUACCUACCUACUGUAUACACACUGUCUAAACCAACACCUUCUAGCAAUUUUCGGUCUGCCAAUGGCAGCAGCAAUAUUCAAGUAGGCGGGGCAUGUAUGAUAUACUCAAAAAAAAAAAAAAAAAAAAAAAAGCUCUUGUAUAAAAGUCAUCGUAUCGAGGCUUCUUGCUUGGUUUCCAGUAGGUAUCGAUCGACAUUAGGUAUUCACGGAAAGGGGUAACUUUCAAAUCAAAUAACUAGGUACCUA
Molecule: messenger RNA, 1487 nt
Organism: Hypoxylon fragiforme
Lineage: Eukaryota; Fungi; Ascomycota; Sordariomycetes; Xylariales; Hypoxylaceae
Product: ribosomal protein S7
Exons: 2
Coding region: 152-1075 (307 amino acids)
Biological process (GO): ribosomal small subunit assembly; translation
Cellular component (GO): ribosome
Molecular function (GO): mRNA binding; structural constituent of ribosome; rRNA binding
Source: RefSeq, a predicted model, not a curated record